Messenger RNA from Carassius carassius (crucian carp), 2274 nucleotides. RefSeq names its product GTP-binding protein Rheb-like. The coding region runs from base 303 to 857 and encodes 184 amino acids. Gene Ontology annotation, molecular function: GTPase activity; GTP binding; GDP binding. Gene Ontology annotation, biological process: small GTPase-mediated signal transduction. Gene Ontology annotation, cellular component: plasma membrane. Lineage: Eukaryota; Metazoa; Chordata; Actinopteri; Cypriniformes; Cyprinidae. The transcript is spliced from 8 exons. The record is from RefSeq and is a predicted model, not a curated record.
AUAAACUAGAAGUAGAAGACACGCUACUGUGCAGUGAAUAAGCAUUUUAGCUCAUUCGUCGUAGUUUUAAGACGUCACUGCAUACUUAAAGUUUUACUUCCAAAGAAAAAAUAUUUUUGGCUGUACGACGUACACAAAACGUAAAGUUUUAUUUUAUGCGACAGAGACAAUGAUGAAGUUCUUUCUGGAGGGCGUGGAAAAGUUUGUUGUUAUCACGUGAUAGACCUCUAAUGUUUGAUAAACUAUUUCUUUCAUAGCCUCUAGUUCUUUGGUUUCGACGUUCCACGGUUAUUUCUUAAAUAAUGCCUCAACCGAAAUACAGAAAGAUUGCUGUAUUGGGGUAUCGUUCAGUUGGAAAGUCCUCCCUCACGAUACAGUUUGUAGAAGGACAAUUUGUAGAUUCCUAUGACCCUACUAUUGAAAACACUUUUAAUAAAAUGGUGUCUGUGAAUGGCCAGGAUUUCAAUCUCCAGUUAGUCGACACUGCUGGACAGGAUGAGUAUUCCAUUUUCCCCCAGUCUCAUUCUAUGGAUAUUCAUGGUUACGUUCUGGUGUAUUCUGUCACUUCAAUGAAAAGUUUUGAAGUUGUGCAGGUUCUUCAUGACAAGCUGCUUGAUAUGGUUGGAAAGAUACAGGUACCUACUGUUCUAGUUGGAAACAAAAAAGACCUUCACAUGGAAAGAGUGAUUAAACCAGAAGAGGGGAAGAAGCUAGCUGAUUCUUGGGGUGCUGCUUUUAUGGAGUCAUCUGCUAAGGAAAAUCAGACAGCUGUAGAGGUUUUCAAGAGGAUUAUUCUGGAAAUGGAAAAAGUUGAUGGAAAUGCCCCAUCAGAGGAGAAGAAGUGUGCUGUGAUGUAAGGCAUGCAGUAAACUCACAUGCUGAAGUUAAGAGACACCUCACCAUACCAUGAAUUAUAACGGAGCAGUUCAGUAACAGGUCCACUCCUGAUGAAUUAUUUCCAAAUGCAGUCAGAUAUUUAAGCAAAUCAGUGCUGUUCAAAACCAGUGUCAGCAAACAUUCUUCCAAAAUUACAUAUUCAGUAUUGGGAAUUAAAUGUUAAUACUAUUUGAGGCUGAAAUUACUGUAAAAGGUUUUACUGAGAAAAAAAAAAGAGAAAAAAGUCCCACCUCUGUUACUUUCAGCUUUGUUGACUGACAUUUACUGUUUAAUCUGACAGGUACUAACCUGUUUGCAAUCUACUAUCUCAAAUGGGCAGUAAACCGUUGCUCUUAUUUUGAUUUAGAUUUUUUCUUUUCUUUUUUGUUCCCUUUGAUAAAUAUUUACUAAUUUUACUUGUCUUGAGUAACCAGUGUUACUCAAAUGUGUAUCAGUUGUCCAUUUAAAUUUAGUUCAUAUAGUGACUGUCAUUAAGACUGCACAUAUUAACAACUCAGCGCUGUGCUCCUUCGUUCCUCUUCCUAGUGGAAUGUGUAAACGGUGUGGGUGUGUAUAUAUAAUAGGAUUUAAAACGGCACCCUAAAAAGAUCCCCUGUUCCCACUGGUGGUUUUAUACACAAUCAAGUGACUACAAGAACUGUAUUCUUUCUAAACCUUCAGUAUGAAGUAAACAUGAGUACUUUAAUACUUUGUUAGAAUUCGAUUCAUGAGAUUCAACCUUUUUUCAUUUGUUGGAAGUGUUUUGUUUUGAAUCAGAAAUUAGUUUGGUUACCUGUAACAGUGCCCUACAUGCAUUUUAUGCCACUGUGAACAUAAAUCUUUACAUGGUAUAUAAAAGUGUUUGUUAGGAAAAUACACCAUUUUAGUAUGAUGCUGAACUUCAUACAGACCAUUUGCCAUUCGUGAGGGCUUAGUCUAAUAUUUGCAUUGUUACAAAGGAUCAGUCAAUUCAUCAUCAACAAUUUUCCCCUGUGGAGGCAUAUGAAUUUAAUCUUCACUUAAAAAGCAGGGUCACAAACAAUACCUCUGUAGAUCAGUUUAAACUGAUAAUGCACCGGUUACCCAAAAAAAAAAAAAAAUGUUCUAAUGCAGUUGUAAUGUCUUUUGCAUCAUCGUCCCUGCUUCCUAUUUAGUAACUCCUUAGUGAUAUUAAAUGGCACCAUGAUACAAAUACUAUCAGAAAUGUCCUGACCCUUACUACUUUGAAUCAGCACCACUGAAGUCCAAUGUUCCUUUAAAAUCUGCACCUCAUUUACCUGUGAAGUUCAGGCUGCCAGGUUUUUCGUUUUUAUAAUUUUGACAACCUUCAUGAUAAUUUUAGGGACUUCUGUAUAUGGAUUUUUUUUGUAUGUGGACAAAAAUAAACAUUUAAAGAAU